GCCGGCUUUCAUAACCCUGCGCGCUGGCAUAUAUAACAAGACCUCCAGCCUAUUCGUAAACACAACAGUGUUUGGAAGUGAAUAUCGAGCAAUAACAUGACUGAAUUGGCUAUUUAAUAAGAAACUUUAAUUUAUACCUCCUCAACAUGAAGCGCCUUUACCUGGUGGAGCCGGUGGUGGCUCUGUAUGCUUUUAGCAGUUUUCUCAUCUACCCGCUGGUCCAGCAGUAUGUGUACAGGAGGCUCUGGCAGCAGCUGACCAACACUCCCUAUCCCGUCUCAGACAACACCUCCAGAUGUGCUCCAAGUAACAGCAGCAGCAACCAGACUGACUUCCAUAAGGAGGUGCAGAAGCAGGCGUCUCUUUUCUCCCUUUACUCGGAGCUCCUCUCCACAAUCCCAUCUUUGAUCGUUACUCUUGUGCUGGUGGCCUACAGCGACCGGGGCGGACGCAAGAUCACCAUCGUUAUGCCUCUGAUCGGCACGCUGAUUUAUACCAGCACCUUCCUGACUGUGUCCUUCUUUGAGCUCAACAUCUACCUUCUCAUCGGCUCUUCCUUCCUUAGCUCUCUGUUUGGGGGUAUCAGCACUUUCCUGGGAGGCUGCUUUGCCUACAUAGCAGACUUGUGCCAAGAUGACCGGCAGAAGACGCUGCGAAUGGCUGGAGUGGAUAUGAUGAUUGGACUGUUGUCUGGAGUGGCCGCAAUAUCUACAGGUUACUUCCUGAGAGCUGCAGGCUUUAACUGGCCUUUCUUAACUUCGGCCCUGUGCCAGUGUUUGAUCCUAGUCUAUGCAGUUUUUAUCCUGGAGGAGACGGUAAGAAACACUCCCGCUGAUGGCAGUGAUAUAGACGGGUCUCCCCAGCGCCCUGGGUUGAGACAGUUGAUUUUUGGGCUCUGCCAGAUCUUUGCAAGAGCAAGCUACAAGUGUAAAAUAGUUUUAGCCCUCCUGAUAAUCAUCUUCAGCAGCUUCACCUUCACCUACAUUGGAGGCAUCUCCUUGGUGACGCUAUACGAGCUAAACGAGCCACUGUGCUGGACUGAGAUUCUGAUUGGCUAUGGCUCAGCACUGUCCACCACGGUGUUCCUGACCAGUUUCCUGGGAGUGUCGGCGUUCACAUACUGUGGAGUCCCGCAGCUGCUGAUCGUUGCGUUGGGGAUCCUGUCUGUGCUGUCAGGACUGAUCAUGGUGGCGUUUGCAAAGACCACAGUUCUGAUGUUUUUAGUACGGAUCCCCAUGCUGCUGUCCAUAAUGCCUUUCCCUGUUCUCCGCUCGGUAAUGUCAAAGAUCGUCUCCAAGUCUGAGCAAGGAGCCCUUUUUGCUUAUCUUUCCUUUCUGGAGAGUUUAUUUAACAACGUUGGAUCUGCGGUCUUCAACAGUAUCUAUGCUGCCACGGUGGGGUGGUACCCUGGUUUUGCCUUCCUCUUAGCUGCAGGACUCUGUGUCAUUCCUUUAUCUGCGAUUGCUGCAGUGGCUUUCAUCGGAGUGGAUGUUUCCACUGAACCCAUAAAGUCAGAAGAUGGAACCUCUGAGGAGGACGGCCAGCCUGAGAAGGACGACGACACCAGUCCUCUUCUAAGCUCUUCUUCUGUUAACACCUGAGCUGUACAUUGUUAACGUAUUUAUCUUUUAAGUAUGUCAGUCACUUCAGUUUUCUGGGUUGAUACCACUGGAAAGUUUCAUUUUCCAGUGUUUUGAAGCAGUGCUUCUUCUUUUUGCAGCAACUUUGUUACUCAGUAUCAGUUUUACUUUUCAUGGUAAAUCCCAUUGAAUUAGAAAUGUCAUUUAAUGACAAAAAUAUGCUUAAGAAGGAGAAAGUGAGCUUUUUCAGGGGAAUGUAUGUGCACAUUUGGGAUGUAUGAAUGAUUUUAAAACUUUUGAUUAAUUCA
This is a messenger RNA of Poecilia latipinna (sailfin molly), 1888 nucleotides long. RefSeq names its product solute carrier family 46 member 3-like. Gene Ontology annotation, biological process: vacuolar transmembrane transport. The transcript is spliced from 6 exons. Bases 147 to 1601 code for a protein of 484 amino acids. The record is from RefSeq and is a predicted model, not a curated record. Gene Ontology annotation, cellular component: lysosomal membrane. Gene Ontology annotation, molecular function: transmembrane transporter activity. Lineage: Eukaryota; Metazoa; Chordata; Actinopteri; Cyprinodontiformes; Poeciliidae.